Molecule: messenger RNA, 14766 nt
Organism: Rhipicephalus sanguineus (brown dog tick)
Lineage: Eukaryota; Metazoa; Arthropoda; Arachnida; Ixodida; Ixodidae
Product: MAM and LDL-receptor class A domain-containing protein 2
Exons: 41
Coding region: 1-14697 (4898 amino acids)
Cellular component (GO): membrane
Molecular function (GO): protein binding
Source: RefSeq, a predicted model, not a curated record
AUGACACUUACGUGCUACUUCGCUAGGCUUGACGGGCCGAGUGGCCGCCUGGUCAGCGCACAGCACGACUUGAGUUUGGUGGAGCGGAGGUGCUUCCGCUUCUGGCACUUCUUCACGGGGCAACGCGAAAUGACUCUCAGCGUAUAUAAGCACGUAGCCACCCCAGAGGAAUCUCGAGAGCUCGUAUGGACCAUCAACGGAGAAGACCGACUUCCGAGACAGUGGUUAUCCGGAUCAGUGAACAUAGCUGUCAACGAUACGUCAUCCAUGCGGCUCGAGUUGGAAGGCAAGAGCCCAUCGGGAAACGAGAGCGCGCUGGCCGUCGAUGACUUGCUCCUGUCAGGUUGGGAGUGCCCUAGACCGGGCAGCUGCAGCUUCGAGGACGACCUUUGCAACUGGAGGAACGUUGGCGGUCCUAAGAACCUCACGUGGGAGCGGUGGUCGGGCCCAACACCAGACCGCAGUGGCCCCACGGCCGACCACACUGUGGGCUCAAGACAUGGUUAUUUUCUAUUGCUGGAUGCCGAAUCUGCCAGAAAGAACCGCGUGGGCGUCCUUGAAAGUGAGCUACUCCACUUCUCACCAAAGAGCUGCCUCCAGUUUUACUACUACGUGGAUCCAGAGGGCGGCCAAGCAGACCUUUCGGUGCAGUAUGCGUGGCAUGGAAAACCGUUUCGACACGUUCCAGUGUUGGCCAAAAAAAGAUCCGCAGGAUGGCAACUUUUCCGAAGUGUUCAAAGUGGCUUGCCUGUGACGUACAAUAUCCGGAUCUUCGGUUACCCGGGAAGUGAUGACGCAUCCGACAUAGCCAUUGACGACAUCGAAGUGUUCGACGGCGAGUGCGCCGAAAGUAUUCCACGGCGUGACGCUUCAAAAUUCCGCAACUCGACCACGUGGGAUUGCGACUUCGACAUGGAUUUGUGUUCGUGGAACCAAUCGGACGACACGUGGCUCAUCCGGUCUGGUCGAACAGCUAUACUGAAAGGCGACGGCCCACACGUGGAUUCGAAGCUCCGUUCGCCUGAAGGAAAGUACGCUUACUACUCGCCGAAGUCGUUGUCACCCAACAAUUUUCUCGUCAGUGCACCACUACAGUCUUCGAGCCAAGAUUAUUGUGUCGAGUUCUGGUACUUCUUCUACAGCCUGGCUCCGGCGAAGUUGCUCAUGGGUUUAACGAAUACAACCUCAAGUAGCAUCGACCGAACGAGCUGGCUUCAGCAGCGUGGAUUCGACCGUACUUGGCGGAGAGGCUCGUUCAUCGUGCCGAGUGUCGACGCCGCUGGAAAACGCCUGGCCGUGCACGUGCAGCAACAGCAGGAGGAGCUUGCCCUGGCAGAAAUCGCCCUUGACCAAAUGCGUGUUGCUCCAAGUGGGACGUGCACACACCCAGCUGGCUCCCUGUGCGACUUCGAAGGUGACGGUUUCUGCGGCUUCAAAGUGGACAGCACAGGAGGAGGGCAGUGGCGAAUGGCAAGGGGAAACAAGCAGUACAGCGAUCACACGUUCGGAGGUUCUUACGGAGGCCACUUCCUACUCCUGCACCUCAGCGAACAGAAGCAGAAACAAAACCCUCCUUACGUCGCCAGCUUGGUGCUUCCUGAGCAGCCGCCGACGAAGGCGCGGUGCCUCACUCUGUGGUAUUUCAUGGAUGGCACCGGUGUGGGACAUCUGAACGUUUCGGUACGAGCACCGGGAAGCACGGCGUCUUCCUUGCAGGACAUGCUGUUCGGAGUCCCCUCAACCGGCUGGCGAUAUGGAAGCGCCACUGUGGAGUCGGCCUCAUGGCACGAGGUGCUCUUGACGGCCGAGGUGGAGCAGGGCGGUUCGGUAGCAGUGGGGCUCGACGACAUCUCGCUUAGGGAAGGACAAUGUCCCGAGAUAGGGUACUGUGAUUUCGAGGGGCCUGACAUGUGCGGAUGGGAAAACGCUGACUCCGACGUGCAAAGAAUGUGGGUCCGAAAUCGAGGUUCCACCCCGAAUGCGUCUUCCGGUCCUCGGGCCGACCACACUCUGGGAACUCGUGAAGGAACGUACGUAUACUUGGAUGGCAGAACCAAAAACGCCGAGGAAACUUACACAGGCAUACUGAAAUCUCAACGCUGGAUUGGAGGCAGCCCUUAUUGCUUUUCUCUCUGGCUCUAUAUGGACGGUACAGACAUUGGCCCUAGCACCAGGACAAUACGCGUGAUCGUUGUCUACGUCAACGAGUACGGAAAAGAAAAACGGGAACCCGUUAUAGUGGUCACGGGAAGACAAGGGAAGCGAUGGCAACAAAAGAAGGUUACAAUCGACCUUGUUAGUAGCUCUUCUAUGGAAUUUAGAGUGCUCAUUGCUGGAAAAACUGGUGGGUCCCAAGGAGGACACAUCGCCAUAGAUGACGUCAUUAUCAGCCAUGGUGCUUGUCAUGAAAGCCUGGAAACACAGUUCCACUGCCACGACGGCAUUACUAUAGUGAACGCUUCUCAAGUGUGCGAUUUCAAACAGGACUGCCCGAUAAACGGCGAUGACGAACAGCUGUGUGGACAGUGUGACUUUGAUGUUGACACUUGUGGUUGGUUUAGUGAGCACGAUUCCGCUGGUUGGAACUGGACGAUAGCCAUGGGCACUGAGACCAACUCACCGCUGCCGCGAAAGGAUCAAAGUAAGGGGGAUGCGCAUGGUGGUUAUGUUUACACUGCCGGGCGCGGGCAUCUUACCGAGUCAGGACACCUUCUACACAGUCCUAAUAAUACAUACCGGCUAAAGCGAUCUGGAAAAGACUGCACCCUGCUCUUCUGGUACUUUACCUCAGGACGUUCUGCUCAGCUAGCCGUGCAUAAGUACAUUCUUGACCGCGAUGUCACACUAUGGCUACUAGAAAAAGCAGGAGGAAACGUGUGGGCGGAAGGUCAGGCUACAAUUGGGCGCAGCCAAUCAGAAUUCACCCUGUCCUUUGAGGCUGGUUCCUGGAUGACAUCGUCGGUGGCAUUUGCUGCUCUCGACGCCAUUAGCUUUGAAAACUGUGCUUUACCAGCCCCUUCUCAUGGGAGUUGCAAUGGAUCGCAUGACUUUAUGUGCCCUGAAAACAACGUUUGCAUCACAAGAAGCCAAGUGUGUGAUUAUGUCGACGACUGCGGCGAUGGCUCGGAUGAAGCCUAUGAUAUUUGCCAGAAUUACACAGCCUGCACAUACGAGCCAGGAGCCGAUCCCUGUGUCUGGCGGAUCGUCAGAACAGAUGCCAAGUCACAGGCUCUUCCUGCAUGGAAGAUCCACACUGUGCCGUAUCUAAAAUUUGACCGAAACACAGGGCCACACGCCGAUCACACGAUGGGUGGUCUCGGUGCUGGGCGCGUGCUAUUACUUAAAGCUACGGAACGAGGCCAUUUUAGCGGUACGGCUCUUUACAGAAGUCCUAAUUAUGUUGCGAACCAUGACGGCUGCUCAGUGACAUUUCACUACUUUGCUCACGGUGAGGAUGUUGGUGGCAUUGUUCUUUUUGCGCAGUAUCAAAACUACACAGAAAAGUCACAGUGGGAGAGUCUCUACGAAGUAGAGGGGCCAAGAGGCCAAAGCUGGAUUAGAGCUUCCGCUGUUCUCUAUAGUGGCAAACCGUUCUGCUUUGUUAUCGAGGGAUCAUUAGGUGUUGGCUACGCAUCUGACAUAGCAAUAGAUGACAUUUCUCUAAGCCCCGGCUGCUUGUUGUACAAUGGCGCGCUUCCUAAUCCGCCUCCACCACCUAUGCCCAAAUGCAGAUCGUCUCAGUUUGAGUGUAGGGACGGUGGGUGCAUCCCAGACCAGCAGGUUUGCGACUUCGAGCAAGACUGCGUGGAUGGCUCUGACGAGGAAAUGUGUGGACCAUGUAAUUUUGAGAACGGCACUUGUGGAUGGAUUGAUGUAAGCAGAGGGGCUAACGUUUGGCAAAUUAUGCAAGCCAAGGAUCUAGUUGAACCUGAGGCUGACCACUCUACGCUUAGGGGAGAUGGUCAUUUGAUGGCUUUAAAGACGCAAAGAAGCUCUUCCCGCGCGGCUGUGCUGCUUAGCCCAGAGCUUCCGCCUUCUUCAUCUCGCUGCUCAAUGAGCUUUUGGUACUUCUACAAUGACAACCUGACUGCUGCUAAUCUUACCGUGCGUCAUGUCUUGCCCCAGAAUACGAGUGUGAUUCUUGCUAAAGUUCCUCCUUCCAUCGGUUGGGCUCACACUGUACUGACGGUUCCACGGCGAGAAACAAGAGAUGCAAAGAUUUCAUUCCGCGCUAGCGUUACAAAGUUUAACAAAAUGCCCAACAUUGCAAUUGAUGACAUAUCUUUUUCAAACUGCCGUCCUAGCUCUGUAUUGAUAGAUUGCUCAUUUGACAGCAUACCUAAUAACAACAGUUUCUGCCAUUGGCAAAACACUAGGAAUGCAAAUCACGCAUGGAAGGUUGUGUUUCCAAGAAACAGUUACGAUGGCAUAGGCCCUACUGCCGACCACACAAGUGGUCGUGGUGGCUACGCCAUACUUUAUUCACAAGGUACAUUGACAGCGGGUAUAGCAUCGCUUGAAAGCGCUGAAUCCCAGCCAUCGGGAAACAACGGGAGCUGCCUUACAUUUUGGUACUCUAUGAACAGUGGCAAUGGCCUCAGCUUGGUUAUAGAAGCGAAAUCCAUACUAAAUGCAACAUUAAGAUUUAGUAGGGAAGGUGCUGACAGGUUCGGGUGGAAUUUCGGAGAACUCCCGGUUUCUUUUCAAGAAGAAUACACAUUUGAAAUUUCCGCUGUUAUUGCCAAGAAAGUGAUGAAAGGAGCAUUCGUUGCGAUCGACGAUGUCGUAUUGUCAGAAGGUCCGUGCCGUCGAGUAUAUUUCUGUGACUUUGAAACAGACUUUUGUAACUGGAAGCUUGAGAAACAAGGGCUCGGCGAUGGCUGGAAACAAAUUUCGGCGGCGACGGACACUGCUGCGGGUCCAAGCCAUGACCACACUCUGGGUACGGCUUACGGUCACUACGCUUUAUUUGUUGCUAAGCGUCAAGGAGACAGAGCCUCGUUGUAUUCACCGAUCCUGGAGAAGUCACGUUACCGUUGCCUUCGGUACUGGUUCAACAUGGCUGGUGAUAAUGUUGGAACGCUUUCAGUUUACCAGCGGCUAAACGGGUCGUCUAGCAUUGAUGCCUUGAAACCUGUGUGGAGCCGUUCCGGUGAUCAAAUGGGUGCUUGGCGUCGAGGUCAUGUCACGCUGCAUAAUCUGCUUCGAUACCAGGUUGUCAUAGAGGCGUUCAAAACGACAGCAAAUGUAAGUGGUUACUCGCAUAUGGCUUUAGACGACGUGGAGUUUAGCCUCGAGCCAUGCGAAGAGACAGUGACUUGCAGUUUCGAGAACGAUGCUUGUGGUUGGCUCAGCGACACAAAAAGCUCCAGUAUUACUUGGACAAGAACAACUGGCUCUGAAGGUGUGACCUUAGGAGGACCAGAUGCAGACGUGACAACGUCGAGCUCUUAUGGACGUUACAUGCUGGCGAAGGUUGGAAGCACAAGUGAACGUACUGAAAUUAUUUUGUUGUCUGACUAUGCGGAUGUUGAGCGACAAAGCAGUUACUGCUUUUCCCUGUGGUACAUUUCUCGUGAUACCAGAGACUCUUAUCUCCUUAUCAAGAGUGCAAAAGAUGGCGCUACGAACACUGAGCUGCUGUUGAACUUGACUGAUGGACUGACUUGGACCAAAGAAGAGGUCAUGGUGCUGACAGGCGAAGAAGACCAGAGGAGCUUUCAAAUAAUUGCACAGUCUAACAAGAAAGCUAACCAGUCUACUAUAUCAGGAAUCGCCAUAGAUGAGGUGGAAUUAUUUCACGGAAGCUGUAAAGAAGGCGCAAGGCCGCGAAAACUUUCCCCUCGCUACCCUCCUCACCCACUUGAGUGUGACUUCGAACAAAACGACUGCGCAUGGAGGAAUGGUGCUGCAAGCGGUACUAGUGUGUGGUUGCGUAAGAUUGGCAACGGUCACGGUAAUAUUCAACCUUUACUGCCAGAAACCGACCAUACGACACAUUCGGUUUACGGGAGCUUCGCCUACGUGGACUUCGCGUCUACUGCAACCCUUGAACAACUGUCAGAAAAUGCCGUUCUAGAGAGCGAAUUUCCGCUUCACGUAGGCGCUCAAGGCGCGUGCCUGAAGUUCUUUUUCUUCGCGUUCGGAGAAACUGUUGCACCGUUGACCCUUCGAGAAAUAGAUGCGGUAACGCAGGCCUCACGUGUCGCAUGGACUAACGUUGCUUCGAAAGGUCCCCAAUGGAACUACGCAUACGUGCGUUUCGACGGUGACAGUGCUGUGUUCCUGAGCUUUGAAGCCUCAAAGACGCAAGGCGGGUAUACAGCUCUUGACGACAUUGCAGUGAACGUCGGUCAAUGUCCAACGCCGCCACUGUGCGACUUCGAAGCGGACGACUGUGGCUGGCGCGCCAGGAAUGGCCGUGCACAGCUUCAGUGGGAGAGACUUAAGGCUGAGGACGCAAUAGGCGGCCAGGACCACACGUUUGGCUUUGGAAGCGGGCACGUUCUCGCCGUGAAUACGUCAAAACAAGGGGCAGAAAUAGGUACAACAGUGACAACGUUCAGCGGAACACAAGAAGCUAGGAGCAGCGGGUGUACCAGAUUUUGGUACCAGUUAAGCGGUGGACACAAGCUAUCACUGGGCACCAGCCAAGAUGGCGCACUAAGACCCGAAGCCACAUUUAAGGAGAGUCAGCUGCUCGGAAGUGGCGUCUGGCAUUCAGCUCAGGUCAACCUAAAAUUCAUUCCAACAAUGCCAUUUGAGUAUUACCUGCAAGUUACAUUGGAUUCAAAGGGAGGAGUAGCUGCUGUGGAUGAUAUCCAAAUUCUUAGUCGCUGCUCAAACCUGGGCUCUUGCGAUUUCGAAACAGACUUCUGCCUUUGGGAAAACGAGCCAGUAUCUUCUGGAUCAGCUUUGUGGAACAGAUUCACAGGUCGCUCUCACAUGUUUGGGCCAGAUGGGGACCACACAUUCGGCGAGUCGUUCGGCACUUACGUGGCAAUUAAGAACGACAACAACACCAGCGACCUUCCAUCGACUCUGGUUUCUCCCCUUCUGACAAAAUGCGACGACAUGUGCUUCAGUUUUUGGUCUUACCACGUUGGAACUGUGCCUCACAUGCUGAACCUUUUUCUUAGGACAGAAUCGGGAGACAAUGUUAUUGAAUAUUCGGCCACUGCUGAUGUAAAUGACAGAUGGGUGAAAGCUCAAACGAACAUUUCAAAAGGUGCAGAAGAAUGCCGCAUCGGCUUCAGUGUCACUUUUCCUGCUUUCCGCUCUUCCCUCUUGGCUCUAGACGAUUUCAUUAUUGUUAGUGGGCCCUGCAAGUCUUUAGAAGACACGAAUCAUCCUGAAUUUAGCUGUGACAACGAGACAAAGCACCUGACGCGUGACAGAAUAUGCAACUUUGACAAUGACUGUGCUGAUGGCGAAGAUGAAAAGCGCUGCGGUACUGAGUGCAGCUUCGAAUCCAAAGACACGUGUUACUGGGAAAUGAGUGGUAAGGGAGCCCAGUGGUCACUUGAACAGGCGAGGAAUAACAGCUUGGCAGAACCAAAGCAAGACCACACGACUGAGACAGAAGACGGUAGCUUUCUCCGCUUCAGAAUUAUACCGGCGUACGAUAAGGAGCGCUCCGCUGUUAUCGCUAGUCCAAACCUCAUUGACGCGUCUCCCACCUGCACGCUUGGAUUUUGGUACUACUCUACUCUUACAACAGAACGCGCAAUUAUAAAGGUGACGUACGGUUUCGCUUCAAAGCUCAGGCUGAAAGACACGACAGUGCUUCUGAUGAGUGGACACAAUGGAACUCUCGAGCGGAAAAAAUGGAAAUACGCUACUGCGCGAAUAGGAAGAGUCUCGGAGCGAUUUUCAGUGAAGUUCCUGGGAAACUUCGAGUUCUUUGACAAGACAUUUUCAAUAGACGAUCUCAAGUUUUCACAAUGCAACAGGAAGAAGAGCACGCGGGAAGCAGCAGCAGAAGAGUGCCCACUGGGUUUCUUUAGCUGCGCCAACGGAAACUGUAUCCCAAAGGACACCGUAUGUGACUUCAACGAUGAUUGCGGUGAUCUGAGCGACGAACGCUUGAGUCCCAGGGCAAAUUGCACGUCAUUCCCUGCUCGCUGUGAUUUUGAAGACGGUGUUUGUGAUUGGAAAGUCGAAAGUGCAGCUUGGGGAAGACGAGUAAACAAAGGAGAUGGAAGAACAUUCAGUAACGACGACCUCAGAGAUCACACGACGAACUCAGUCUAUGGAAACUUUUUGCGAUUCUCGUUUGCAGAUCAAUCACUACAAAAGGGAAUAUUUUCUAGUCCAAUUAUAGGUGCGGCAAAAGAUGCUGAAUGCUCCUUACGUUUUUACUACACGUACCAAACAAGAUUCACCCACUUGGGUUACAGUCUGUACAGCCUCAGCGCUGGAAGCUUGGCAGUGUACGUUCGUUUUGAUCUUCUCGGAGAAAAGCACAUUGUUUGGAAAACGUCUAAUGUAUUUGGGCAAUACUACGAACGCAAAAUAAUUUCUCUCAAGGGAUUCGAUGGCCCCAUGCAAGUUUUGAUUGAGGCAACCACAGGUGCCGACCUGAAUGGAGCCUGGGCUAUUGACGACAUUUCCUUCACAGACGGCUGCGUCGUUUCAUCGCUAAGCUCCCUGCCUAUAUUUGCAGUACAAGCGACGACAGAAUCACCGCUUGGUUUAUGCGGCCUUGAAGAAUUCACUUGCCCAGACAAAACGUGCAUUUCUGCAACGCGGGUCUGUGAUUUUAUGGAUGACUGUAAAGGUGGUGCUGACGAGGAGAACUGCGCAACCUGCAACUUCGACAAUGGCACCUGCGGCUGGCAAGAUGUAAGCUUUGGCAGGUACUCGUGGAAAAGGCUUGAAACUGGGCGCAGUGGUGUCACUCCAAGUUCAGACGUUUCAGGCAAAGGAUUCUUCAUGAGUGUAACCACGGGGGAUGGAGUCGUUUCUGACAGGGCUGUCAUGAAAUCAGUUCCACAUGGCACUUCCAGUGACUCGUGCUACUUAGAAAUGUUUUAUUACGUUAGUAACUUUGUACCAGGCACAGAUAUUCUGAAGUUAAGUAUCAUAGAAGCAAAUUUAUUGUCAGAAACAGUUCUGAUGGCACUGCGAUCACCCGAAAUUGACAAGUGGAAAAAGGUUUCUGUGGAAAUUGGCCUUCUCGUGCGCAGGGGAUGGUCGUUAAAGCUUGAGGCCACACCAUCCGCUCCACAAACCAGAAUUGCUAUUGACGAAAUCAGUUUACUUCAGUGUGGCCAGUCUCCUGUUGGAAGCGACUGCGAAUCUAAAGGCGAGCUUUCUUGCGACGAACCUCACGGUGUUUGCUUUAAAAAAUCCCAGCUUUGUGACUGGAAUCCAGACUGUCCAGAUGGCUCAGACGAGUUGAACUGCAGCAGUUUUCCAGAAAGGUGCAACUUCGAGAAUGGAAUGUGCGGUUGGACAGAAGAACUCACUCAAGGCCAUCCACGUUGGCACGUUAUUAGCAGCAAGAGCCUGCCGGAUUACGACGGGCCAACAUUCGAUCACACAUUUGGGAAUUCUUCCGGGCAUUUCUUAUUUCUCGAAAAAGACAACCUCGACAAAAGCCGUGCCAGCUUGAAAAGCGUUCAUUUCGAAAGGACAACGACGCGAAAAUGCAGUCUUCGUUAUUGGUAUGUCGCUUCCGGGAACGCCAUACUGGAGACCAACCUGCUAGACUUGCAGUCGAAUGAGCUUCACAAACUCAAAGAACUCCAUGGAAACGAUACCACUGACGGGUGGCAAAAUGUGGAUGUAGCUCUGUCUUGUCCAAAUGACUUUCAAGUCAUUCUUAAUGGAUGGUCCGAAGGUAGCAUUGCAAUUGAUGAUGUAUCAUUUACACCAGACUGUUUGAUCUCCCAGUCUUCUAUCGUGCCGACAGUCUCACCAGGUAAUACGUGCAACAACGAAACUGAAUUCACAUGUAAAGAGAACAGCUGUGUCUUGAAAGAACUCUUUUGUGAUUUCAAGAGAGAUUGUCCAUUUGGCAGUGAUGAAGCAAAAUGUCCUUCCUCAUGCACCUUUGAGCAAGGGGAGUGCGGUUGGAGCAGUCCAAAUUUGCCAGAGAGAGUUAGUUGGCGUUCUCUUACAGCUAUGGAAGCAAGAGAGCGCAUAGAAAACAGCCCUGAUUUGGACGUAACAAGAAAUACCUCUUCCGGUAGUUAUCUCUUGUUCUAUAUGGCUCAUGACGGUGAUAGAUUAGACGAACCAAUAAGAAUGCUCUCCCCAACUUUCCAACAGUCUACUCCCGACUGUAAGGUAUCUUUCUACCACUGGCUCACGAUUUCCGUCAUGCACGUGCGACUACUAGUUGUGGCUGAUGGUUUCGAAGACAUUUUACUGUGGGAGCGCACAUCGAAACAAUUGGCUAAAUCUUGGGUUUUCGAGUCGAUUGGGGUUGGGCGUCGAAGCGGCCGCUUUCGUCUCGCUUUUGAAAUUGACUCACCAUCCAGCGGCGGUGGGCUGCAUUUUGCUUUGGACGAAAUACAUUUUGUGGAUUGUGGCUACCCUAAAAAUGACGAGUUCUCUGGCGUACCCUGCUCAAAGGAAGGCGCAUUCAAGUGCAAAUCGCGACGAUUCUGCAUCGCUAGCGAACAUACGUGUGACCUUUACGACGACUGCGGUGAUGGAAGCGAUGAAAAAGGAUGUAAAAACCAAAGAGUGACGUUUGAGGAUGAAAAUACUGGUGUUUUUGCAUAUGGAAACCCAAACGGAGCAGAUAGCGAACGCUCACUUCAGUUUGUACGAGGAAGGUCACCGUCACGAAAGAAUCACGACACGGGACCGCUUUUCGAUCAUACCACGUUCAACAUGUCUGGAGCCUACGUAGAGUUUGGUGGGGCCUAUCACGGUUUCAACAAGAUAGCUACACUUUCGUCUCUUACCGUACAACCCGGCACAUGUCACAUGUCUUUCCACUCAUAUAUGUUCGGUCUACAGGUAAACUUGUUGAGCCUCUAUUUACGUUAUUUCAAGAACAGCAGCAAUUCGCAAAAGGAAAUCUGGCGACAGGAGGGUCCAAGUGGAGACUUUUGGGAGCGACACCAUGUUGACAUGACUGAACAAAAAGACAGACAGCUUGUGUUUGUCGUGCGUUCUGGAAAAGGACCAAAAGACGUCAUAGCUCUUGAUGACAUAAGCUUCAGCAAAGACUGCAGGUUUACUACGAGGAGUCUCCCAGACGAUUCGAGCGGUUCUGGCGCGUCUACGACUGCCACUCCGGCAUGGGGACACUGUGACCAGCGAGAGUUCUCCUGCCUCUCCGACGGAUUAUGCCUGCCUUACGACCGCGUCUGCGACUUCCGAAAAGACUGCAGUGACGGUAGCGACGAAAGAAAUUGUGUGCAACCGAGCUGUGACUUCGAGAAGGCUAGUCUCUGCGGGUGGACAGUGGUAAACAAUGCCUCGCUCGUGAUUCCUGCUCUUGAAACUCGACGGUUCACUACCUAUUCGUUCGAAAACGAAUUCACGUGGAAAGCCAUUCAGGCCAACGAUAAAUCUGACAAGGCAAACAUCGCUAUGCGGCCUAGAAUCGAUCAUUCGGAAGGAACACAGCAGGGUUGGUACGCUCUGGCUAAUUCAGCGUACGGCGGAAUGACAGACGCCAGCCUGUUGUACUCCCCACGGCCACUGUCGCGCACGGCGGGCUCCUGCCGGCUCCAGGCAUGGUACUACUGCUCCGACGGCUGCCCCUUGCAGCUGCUACUCUACGCAUCUGGCCAUGGCGUCCACGAGAGGCCACUGUGGACCGCAUUCCGGACGCGCCUGAAGGAGUGGAUGCAAGUGAAGAUACCAGUUGGAAUCAUUCGAGGCGCUCACCUUGCGUGGCGGGCUUGGAGGGGCAGUAGCCAGCGACUUGUUCAAGCUCUCGACGACCUUAACUUUGUAAGCUGUGAGCCGCCAACAGAACGAGGCUCUGCUUGUCCCGAAGAUAAGUUCAGAUGCAUCAAGGACAGCUGGUGCAUAGAAAGAAGCCAGCUCUGCGACCAAACAUGGGAUUGUGAGGACGGUAGUGACGAGACAAGCGUGGCGUGUUCCUCAAUCAGGAGUAGGUGUUCCUUUGAGGAUGUUCACUGUGAAGAUUGGACAAACGACGCGACUCCAGAGGCCCGCCUCUUGUGGUCAAGAAGGAUUGCUCGCGAGGCGGAGAGCUACCUGCCCUUGACCGACCACUCCACAUCAAGCGGCCAAGGUGCCUAUAUUGCUGUAUAUAAUCCUUGGGAACAACCACUGGAGGAGGCCAGUCACGCGCGCUUGGCAUCUUACGUCAUCAGCACAAACCCCAAGCUCCCCUGUCACGUGCGGUUCUGGUAUAACCUGCCCGAACGAGGUGUCGCACUGGACGUGUACCGCCAGACAAGCCUGGAAACCGGUGGAAACACGCAUGUGUUAACACUGCCAGUGACAGGAGAAGAUAUCUGGGAACGCACGGACGUUGAUCUCGGAACCCACGAUGAAGCAUUCCGGGUUGUUAUAGAAGCCGUGUACAGCAGCAACGUAACACAGAAAGGGGUCGCCUUAGACGACAUCACCAUGACCGACGGUUGUCGAAGAGCGGAACAUGAACUGCCUGGAAAGGUCCCUGCAAAUCAAACAAGCCCAAGCAGGGAAUGUGGCCCGGAGCGUCUCCCUUGCAACGACGGGGGCUGCUACUUGCCUUCGCAGCGAUGCAACUUUAUCGCAGACUGCAAGGAUGCCACCGACGAAAAUGACUGCGGAGCGAGCUGCAACUUCGAGAAAGACCUUUGCGGCUGGUUCAGCUCGUUGUCAGAAAAGAAGAAGUGGCACAGAGCUCACGGGGACACUGGCGAUCACACCUUAGGAACUACUGAGGGUCAUUAUGUGAGCCCAGACAUCAGCCUCCAGAAAGAUUCGCCGGGUGCACGAGCGCAACUCCAUUCCAAAAUUUUGAGAGAAUCGGGACCCGAGUGCAGUUUCUCCUUCUGGCUCUAUUCUGCCGACAAGACAAAUAUGUCCUUCCUCAACGUUUACGUGAAGCAAGCCAAGGUUGCACCAAAGGUAGAGAAGGUUUUUUCGUUAGCCGAGAAUGCCAUGGCCCAGAAACGUUGGACGCCCAUUACGACAAAUCUCGGCCGACGGAUUGAGUUUGGUGUCAUCGUGGAGGCUGUGUGGGGCACAAGUGGUCCUUCAAGUCUCCGCCUUGACGACAUCCUCUACCAGAAAUGCAGACCAGACCAUCAUGCCAGCAGCUGUGCAGAAGGUGAAUGGAUGUGCGCCGACCUAACUCAGUGUGUCUUCCAGUUCGAGCGCUGUGACGGGAAAAGAGACUGCUCAGACGGCAGCGAUGAGCGAGACUGCGUCCAUGGUAUUGGUGACUGUAAUUUCGACGAAGAAGACUGGGUAGCGGCCUGUAACUGGACAGUCGACAUCAUUGCUGGUCAACCAUCGUGGAAACGAGCUAAGGAAUCCCAUUCUGAGGACACAGGCCCUCCUAGCUCACAUCGUGGAACACCAGGAACCUAUUUCCUGCUAGCCAACAGCACCGAGCUGCCACUGGGGUCGGUUGCAGUUGCCCGCACACCUCAGUUCCCAGCAAGUCAAAACAGAUGCCACCUCAGAUUCUGGUAUUUCAUGAAAGGUUCACCAUCUAUGCAGUUUCUCAGGGUGGAGACAGAGGGUGCGGGCUCGAGACUGCCCAUGUGGCAAGAGCUGGGACCCCAGGGAUCCCUGUGGGCAUACGCGCACGUGGUGGUCGGUCACCCGGAGCCUUUCACGGUCGCCUUCCUUGCCCAGCGCGGAGGCGACGCGCUCACUGAUAUCGCAAUCGACGAAGUGACCUUUACGCCUUCAUGCCUGGAAGGAGGAACUGCUCAUACCAAGAAACACCGGUCACUAUGCACCCGAGAGGAGUUUUUGUGCGUGGACAGAAGAAUGUGCCUCCCUCGAAGUUUCAUCUGUGAUUGCGAGAACGACUGCGAAGACGGCAGUGAUGAAACCGACUGUGGAAUGACAUGCGAAUCAGGAGGAACAACAGUUAGAGGGAAAGCAACUGGUCGCCCAAUCUCCCCGGGUUCCUGGUCAGUGUCCACAACGCCAAGCUCGCUUUGCACCGCUCCCGGCGAAUUCAGCUGUGGUAGCAGCAACGGUUCUUGUAUUCCUCGUCUGCUCCUGUGCGAUGGCGUGCCUGACUGCCCCAACGCGGAGGACGAAAGGCAGUGUGAUGGCAAAGACACUUGCCCUGAAGGCUACUACUAUUGCCGGGACCCUUCGUCUUGUCUGCACCAAUCCAAGCUGUGCGACGGCCGAGCCGACUGCAGCGAUGGAUCAGAUGAAUCUCUAUGCUAUGCCUGCCCCGAUUACUUUUGUCGCAACGGUGGCAGCUGCAAGCUGGCACGAGGGACAGGUGCUCCGCAGUGCGCCUGCCUAGACAUCUUUGGGGGAAACCGUUGCGAUCGGGUGCUCACCGUGGGACCUCCGUCUCCACUGGAACAGACUCACGUCGCCGGGUGGUCCUACGGGGCGCCUCUUAUCGUUAUUUCUGUGGUUGCUUUUGUCAUCGUGGCCGUCACUUUCUGGAGAAGAAGAGUCUCAACUAGGGAGGAAACAGAGCCUGUGACAAUCAACAACCCAAUGUACGGGCUGCAACUCGAUGAAGGAGACACCAGUACCUCGGCAGUUAAUCCUCUUCACAGUGAGUGUUAAAUGGAGGUUGUGGCUGACGUCGGCGCUUUUCUUACUGUAUAUAUGUACCAUACCUGGAAGAUAGAAUAA